UAUGAUCUUUUUUUUGUGUAGGUCCCGGUUGGGGACCAGCCUGAAGAUAUCGAGACUCAAGUCCAAGAGAUGAUUUUGUCCUACAUCUCCAACCCCAACUCUCUCAUCCUGUGUGUAUCUCCCGCCAACUCUGACCUCGCCACAUCUGAUGCCCUUAAACUGGCACGUGACGUGGACCCAGAUGGUCACAGGACGCUGCUUGUCGUGAGUAAGCUGGAUUUGAUGGACGCUGGGACAGAUGCUCUGGAGGUGCUGCUGGGCCGCGUCAUACCAGUCAGACUGGGCAUUAUUGGUGUGGUUAACAGGAUUCUUUGAUGAAUAGAAAAAUCAAAGUUACAGUAAUCAAAUGCAACUUUGACAGUAAUAAAAAUGUUACUGUAACACUU
This is a messenger RNA of Pimephales promelas (fathead minnow), 386 nucleotides long. The record is from RefSeq and is a predicted model, not a curated record. Lineage: Eukaryota; Metazoa; Chordata; Actinopteri; Cypriniformes; Leuciscidae.